AUUAAUUUCAAAUGUAUAAAUGCCAGAAUUCAUAUGAAUACAGAAUGUACCUGAUUUAGAAGAAGCUUUUCUUGUGUCCGACACAGGCAGAGAGAGUUCCAGAUUGCGAAAGCCCACGAUCCCUACCCUCCAUUCGGAGCUACCAAUUUUCCUGAAGAGAACCAUUUUUUACCAGGGUGGGUUACCAACGAUCAACAACGGACGGGCAGAGGAGCCAGGGGGGUGCUUCUCGCUCCGUGGGAGGAAGGGACGACGUGCGUUCCCUGUCCAGUAGCAAAAGGCGAUGGAUCCCUCCUUCUAGCUUGAGACGAGAUGCACUUACCCCAGACAACAAAUAUGACCUUACUUUCCGGAAGGUUCGAGGAGUUCUCAACAAACUCGCCCCUGAGAAGUUCCAUAAGCUAAGCAAUGACAUCCUAAAUGUAGGCCUUGAUUCAACCACAAUUCUCAAAGGGGUCAUUUUGUUGAUCUUCGAAAAGGCCCUUGAUGAACCGAAAUAUUGUUCUAUGUACGCACAGCUGUGCAAGCGGCUGUCAGAAGAGGCUCCAAACUUUGAUCCACCUGACAGACCUUGUACUUAUAACCGUCUACUUUUGAGCAAGUGCCAGGAUGAGUUUGAACGUCGGCGAUGUGCCGCCGAGGCAUGGGAUGGAUCGGAGGGGGCGGCCCUCACCCCAGAGCAAGAGGAAGAACGUGCAGCAGCAAAACGCAAAAUGGUCGGCAACCUCCGCUUCAUUGGUGAAUUGGGCAAGCUGGAGAUUAUUCAUGAAUCCAUCCUCCAUCGCUGUAUCCAACAGUUGUUGGAGAAACGUCGGCGUCGACCAAUGGUUGACUUGGCUGAGGAUCUGGAGUGUCUGUGCCAGAUAAUGAGGACUUGUGGAAAGGUGCUGGACAAGCCCAAGGCCAAGCCUUUAAUGGACCAGUACUUCGAACGCAUGUACCAGUUGAGCAGCUGUACGGACCUUCUGGCACGGAUCCGCUUCAUGUUGCAGGAUGUGCUGGAUUUGCGUGCUGCAAACUGGGUCCCUCGCAAGAUUGCCCAGGUGGAUGGCCCACGCACCAUUCGUCAGGUGCGUGAGGAGGCAGCACACGACCUCGGUGUUUACAUCCCUCCACCUUCAACGCACGGACCACCGCGAUCCUCUGGACCCAUCUCGCCUCUGGCUGGUGUUUCAUCCUUUUUCCCACAGCCGGGAGGGAAUCGCACUGGCAUGGAGGAUGUAUUUAUGGGAGCAGUGACUUUGGGCACAGGACCUGGAGUCAUUUCAUCUCAGCCUGACAAAUAUGGUUUUGACUCAAAUGGUUUUGGCUCUGGUGUCAGUGGAGGCGGCGGCUACAGACCACGUCAACAACAGGGGUACAACUCUUACCAGAACAAGCACUUCAACAACCAGAUCUUCAGUCGACAGCAACAGAACAACCAAUACAACCAGCAACAGAAUUACAGCAAUAUCCCCACAAAGGACCUGCCUCCUCGCUUUAAGAAGAUUUUAAGCCAUACAAACCCUGGAGGAACUGGCAGUUCAGAUGGGGAAGUGUCAUUGCGUCCUGCAGCUUCUAGCAUGAUGCUGAAGCCGAAGACUCCUGGGGUGUUGCCACAGAGUGCCUUAGGCACCCAGCAAAGUAGUGAUCACCACCACCAUCACCAUCACCACCACCACUCUAAUCUACCACUAGCUCCUCAACCCCAACCACCCAACCAGAAACCCACUCCACCACUCAUGCACAAGGACCCUCCUAUUCUCAUAAAACAAGCAUCAACUGACAAAUCCCGUGCCAAUAGGAAGGAUAGGGGUCCAAGCCGUGAGGAGUGGCUGCGGCGUGUGAAAAAUGUGUAUGAGGAGGCCAUGAAGGAGCAGAACUUGGAGGAAGCUGUUGAAAGUUAUCGCUCCCUUAAGCUACCAGAGCGUCUUACUGCUGAGGCUGUACAGACUGUUCUAAACUUUCUCCUCACUCAAGAAGCAGAGAGCAACCGUGAGCUGGGCAGUCAGCUGUUAGAGAGACUUCGUAUUGAUGGUCUUGUUAAUGUUGAUCGUCUUUUUGAUGGAGUCAAGCAGGUUCUUGGUCGCCUUGAUGACCUGGUCACUGACAUCCCUCGAGUUAAGUCUCACAUGGCAGGAAUCUUAGGUUACUUGGUAGGGUCGGGAACUCUAUCAUUAGCUGAUGUAGCUGAACCUUUGGAGGGAGGACAACACUUCCCACUUUUCCUGCUAACCCUCCAGACUUUGCACAAACUUCAGGGAAAAUCUGCUCUUACCCAAACCUUCAAUGAUAGCAAGGUGAACCUUCUCAACUUGCUGCCUGAAUCUGAUCGCACGAAGGAAAAGUUAGCGGACCUUCUUGAAGACCGUGAUCUUUCCUUCCUGUUUCCGCUUCUACGAAUCCAAUCUGAUUUAUGGCGAGCCCUCAUUGCUGACCCAACACCGCACACGUUUUAUAAAUACAUCAAGGACACCCUAGAUGUAGAACAUCACACUGCUCCAGGAUUUAUAAAUGCAUUAAUGACGGUGUUGGUCAAAUAUAUUACACAGGAAACCACAUUGGCUCCUGGAUCUGACCCAACAGUCAUCCCUGAGAAGUUGAUUACUGAACAAGAACAAGAACUUUUAGCCAAGUUUAAGCCUGUGUUACAGGCUUUUCUACAUGAACAUCUUCCCCUUCAGGUCACUGCUGUAUAUGCAUUGCAGGUCUUCACGUACACUCACAAUUUUCCCAAGGGCAUGCUGCUAAGGUGGUUUGUGAAUUUGUAUGACUUGGAAAUAAUAGAAGAGGAUGCCUUCCUGACCUGGAAGGAAGACUUGAGCCAGGACUACCUUGGUAAAGGAAAGGCACUAUUCCAGGUGAAUCAAUGGCUUACUUGGCUGCAGGAAACAGAAGAGGAUGAUGAAGAGGAGGAGGAUGCCUAAUGAAGUCAUCAAAGUUUAAUUGAUAGACGAACAAGGAAUAAUGAUAGUGAAUAUGUUGAGAGAUUGUUACAGACAAAUUGAAGAGAUUGCUGGGAUAUGAUACAGCUAAUUUACAAGUUAAAUGAAAUGAAAACAAUGGAUGAAAUUGAACCCUUGCUCUGAGGAGACUGUCUUGUUUCUAAGCUUCAUGGGUAUUUAAUCCUAUUAUUCUCUCCUGUUGCUGCUGUUGUGUGUGCCUGUAGAGGCAGAGACGGUCAGAACUCCUGGGAACAAGGCUUUAAUAAGUGCUGUGGGAUAAGGUAACUAUACAUAGGCAGUAUGAAGCUGGAUUUGGAGUAAGGCAGUGGAAAACAGUGAGUUUUAGCCAUUGGUGGCUCAAGAUUUUGGAAUUUUUGGUUAACACCAAAGUGUUCUCAAAACAGUAUGUCAAAUGCUAAUGAAAAGUUGUGUAAAAAAAAGACUUACCAAAAAAAACAGGAAAAUUAUCCUAUAAAACUGAAACGAUGCCUUAGUGUUGUAUGAAGUUGCUACAUAAUCUCUUGUAAUCCAUUUAUUGCUUCUCAAGCUAUGUCAUCACUAGAUGUUUAUAGUAACAUAUUUAGUAAGCACUUAAAUAUUUAACUGUUUUUAAACCUUUGUGACAUUGUUAUUUUUAUGUACUCUAUAGCUUUAUUUUCCCUAUUUUCUUUUACCAAAUACAUGUUAUACAUUAGAUGAAGUUGAAUAUGGUGGACUGGAGGUUACAUCUCUUAUUUAUGAGAAUUAUGAUGUUAGAUGGUUGAUUCGUUUUGUACUCGAAUAUUAAGCACGUGCGUAAGUGUAACAGAAGGAAGUGUGUAUGAUCAAUUUUUAAUCAAGAAUAUUUCCAUCCUGUGUAGGAGUGUUUUUGGUUCAACAAUAGGGUCUUUCAGCCUUUGGGUUAAACCCAAGAUUUUCAGUUUUCAGGAUUCCCAUCAACCUGGGUAAAAUGUCUCUUCAACACUUUUAGGCAUAGAGUGACUGAGUAAAUCAUUCCAUAAUUAGUAGCCUUGGAGUUUGGAUGUCCUUUUUCACUACUUCGCUGUCAUUGCCUGCGGCUGUAGCACUGACCAAUAAACAUCACUCUGAAA
Messenger RNA from Homarus americanus (American lobster), 4015 nucleotides. RefSeq names its product eukaryotic translation initiation factor 4 gamma 2-like. Gene Ontology annotation, cellular component: eukaryotic translation initiation factor 4F complex. NCBI's taxonomy places the organism in Eukaryota, Metazoa, Arthropoda, Malacostraca, Decapoda, Nephropidae. The transcript is spliced from 19 exons. Gene Ontology annotation, molecular function: mRNA binding; protein binding; translation initiation factor activity. The record is from RefSeq and is a predicted model, not a curated record. The coding region runs from base 507 to 2906 and encodes 799 amino acids.